GGAACAUAGCCCUAAUUCCUAACCACAAAUCCUCUUAUCACAGAAAAGGCUUCAUCUAUAUAUUAUGUCCUUUAUAUGUAUGAUAUCCAUGUAUGGGAGCAUCAAUAAAUAACACUAUUUUUUAGCAAAUUUUAUUUUCUAAUAACUGGUAUAAAUGAUGAAGACUGAAAUGUAUAAUGAGAUAACAACGACAAUUCGUAAUUUUCGAGGACUGUCGAAAGAUUGUGUCAAGAUGCUAAAGGAAAAAUAUAGCGAGAUCCAUUCAAACACAUUGCAUAGCAUUUUAUCUUUAGAAAUACAACAGAAAAUGAAAGUCAAUCAUAUCAAAUUAUUUGGGAAUAAUAAAAGUUAUUAUGAUAGCUAUUUGGAGGCAGUACAGAAUGGAGAGCCAACAGGUAUUUUAUUGAGGAUGGCUAAAGAUAUUGAUGCUGCACCAGCCUUAUUAGCACGUAAUGUCUUGGAGAAAUAUUGCAUGUGUGACAAUGCAAAUGUUUCAAAAAAUGUAAUUACCAAGUUGUUUAAGGAUACUACACUCAUUGGAGAUAAGGAUCUCGCAUAUGAAAUUUACUUGUGCAUAUUAUACGAUGACCUAUAUGGUCCUAUAGCAGAUGCUAUGGGAAUUUGCAUAGGACAAGAAUACGAAAUAAAGCUUCAAGAUUGUUUAAUACAAAGAAACAUUGCAUUCCGCAAUGAAGAACACUUACGAUUACGAGGAUAUGAUAAGACUCCGGACAUCAAGCUAGAAGUUCCAAUCGCGGUCAAUGGCUAUGUAAUAAAUUGGAUCGAAUCCAAGGCACGAUUUGGUAAUGUGGAAGUUCAUCAAAAGUAUAUAAAGGAACAGUUCUUGAGUUAUUGGAAUAGAUUCGGAUCUGGACUUGUUAUUUAUUGGUUUGGAUUUCUCGAGAGUCUGAACAAAUCAACUGAGAAAAAGUUCAUUAUAAUGGAUCACUUUCCCGAAAGUAUUACGUACAUGGACCCGGCUUGUAUCAAGCCUGCAAAUAGUACAUGAUUAUUAUCGAUAUAAUCGCAUUUUACCUUUAUUUAUCGCAUUUAUAUUUAUGUUGUUAUAUAAUUAUCUUUAAGACAACGACGCAUCUAAUUGUAAAUAGAUUUCUCGACAAUGUCUAUCAUAGAUUAACAUUAUACUCUUUCUGACUUUUGUUAAACAGAUUGAAAUACUGUCUUAUAUUUUCCUGUUGAUUAUAUAAUCAUAUUCAGAUGAUUAAAAUAUUUGUUUGUUUUU
Messenger RNA from Formica exsecta, 1243 nucleotides. RefSeq lists its product as uncharacterized. Lineage: Eukaryota; Metazoa; Arthropoda; Insecta; Hymenoptera; Formicidae. The record is from RefSeq and is a predicted model, not a curated record. The transcript has 6 exons. The coding region runs from base 155 to 1009 and encodes 284 amino acids.